AUGUUCAGGAUACAACUGAGAACUAUGUCCAGCAAAACAUGCAAGAGUGAUUACCCAAAGGAGUUUGUCAGUUUCUUAAAUAGCUCACACUCUCCUUACCAUACAGUUCAUAACAUCAAAAAGCAUCUGGUGUCAAAUGGCUUCAAAGAGUUGAGCGAACGUGACUCGUGGGCUGGCCACGUCGCACAAAAAGGAAAGUACUUUGUGACAAGAAAUGGCUCUUCCAUUAUUGCGUUUGCUGUUGGUGGAAAGUGGGAGCCUGGUAAUCCAAUUGCCAUUACGGGUGCUCACACCGACUCCCCCGCAUUAAGGAUUAAGCCUAUUUCUAAAAGAGUCAGUGAGAAGUAUUUACAAGUGGGCGUGGAAACUUAUGGUGGCGCUAUUUGGCAUUCAUGGUUUGAUAAGGAUUUGGGCGUUGCCGGAAGAGUUUUCGUAAAGGAUGCGAAAACUGGCAAAUCCAUUGCUAGAUUGGUGGAUUUGAAUAGACCUCUGUUAAAGAUUCCUACUUUGGCUAUUCAUCUGGACAGAGACGUAAAUCAAAAAUUCGAGUUUAAUAGAGAAACUCAACUGUUGCCGAUUGGUGGUCUGCAAGAAGACAAAACUGAAGCGAAAACUGAAAAGGAAAUUAAUAACGGUGAGUUUACCUCCAUAAAAACGAUAGUACAGAGGCAUCACGCAGAACUUUUGGGGCUAAUAGCCAAAGAACUCGCCAUUGAUACAAUUGAAGACAUUGAAGACUUCGAAUUGAUCCUUUAUGAUCAUAAUGCAUCCACUCUAGGUGGGUUCAACGAUGAGUUUGUCUUCUCUGGUCGAUUGGAUAAUUUGACAUCUUGUUUCACAUCAAUGCACGGUUUAACGUUGGCGGCUGACACAGAAAUUGACCGAGAAUCAGGCAUUAGAUUGAUGGCAUGCUUUGAUCAUGAGGAGAUUGGCUCAUCCUCCGCCCAAGGGGCAGAUUCUAACUUCUUGCCUAAUAUAUUGGAAAGGUUGUCCAUCCUGAAGGGGGACGGUUCUGAUCAAACUAAACCUUUGUUUCACUCGGCAAUAUUGGAAACUUCCGCUAAGUCGUUUUUCCUUUCAUCUGAUGUUGCUCAUGCAGUUCAUCCAAACUAUGCAAACAAAUACGAAAGCCAACACAAACCCUUAUUGGGUGGUGGUCCCGUAAUCAAGAUUAACGCGAAUCAACGUUACAUGACCAAUUCACCAGGGUUGGUCUUGGUGAAAAGACUAGCAGAGGCUGCUAAAGUCCCUUUGCAAUUGUUUGUCGUAGCUAACGACUCACCAUGCGGUUCUACCAUCGGCCCCAUUUUGGCCUCAAAGACAGGUAUUAGAACUCUAGACUUGGGUAAUCCUGUGUUGAGUAUGCAUUCGAUUAGAGAGACCGGUGGCUCUGCAGACCUGGAGUUCCAAAUCAAGUUAUUUAAGGAAUUUUUUGAACGCUACACUUCCAUAGAAUCUGAAAUUGUUGUCUAA
This is a messenger RNA of Saccharomyces cerevisiae S288C, 1473 nucleotides long. It is a transcript of the gene APE4, whose product is annotated as aspartyl aminopeptidase. The transcript has a single exon. Gene Ontology annotation, biological process: proteolysis. Lineage: Eukaryota; Fungi; Ascomycota; Saccharomycetes; Saccharomycetales; Saccharomycetaceae. The coding region runs from base 1 to 1473 and encodes 490 amino acids. The record is from RefSeq and is marked reviewed. Gene Ontology annotation, cellular component: vacuolar lumen; cytoplasm; fungal-type vacuole. Gene Ontology annotation, molecular function: aminopeptidase activity; zinc ion binding.